This is a messenger RNA of Lagenorhynchus albirostris (white-beaked dolphin), 2862 nucleotides long. Its product is annotated as ATP synthase subunit f, mitochondrial-like. NCBI's taxonomy places the organism in Eukaryota, Metazoa, Chordata, Mammalia, Artiodactyla, Delphinidae. The transcript has a single exon. The record is from RefSeq and is a predicted model, not a curated record. Gene Ontology annotation, molecular function: proton-transporting ATP synthase activity, rotational mechanism. The coding region runs from base 2426 to 2752 and encodes 108 amino acids. Gene Ontology annotation, biological process: proton motive force-driven mitochondrial ATP synthesis.
CUCUGGAGGGCUUUGUCCUUGGAGACCUGGUCCUGAGGAGGGGAGAAGCCUUGUGAGGCCCAGGCCAGGCCAGAGACAAGACAGGGGCUUGCCUCAGGGGCCUCCCCCCAGGCCCUGUCUCCUAAGUGUACAUCACCCCUCUGAUCACAAUCCACAAUAAGAAAUUAUUUUACUCCAUAACCCAGUAUAAGCCAAAACAGUUCUCCUUAUUUUGCUUAUUUUGUGUGUCACGCACAUAUUUUCUGUUUCUCAUAUUUUCUGUUUCAUCAGUGGUUCUCAAAGUAUGGUCCACGGACCAGCAGCACCAGCAUCACCUGGAAGCUUGUUAGAAAUCAAAUUCUCAGGCCCUAGCCCAGACCUACUGAAUCUGAAACUCUGAGGGUGAGGCCGAGAAAUCCGACUUCAUAAGCCCUCCAGGUGAUUCUGAUGCAUGCGAAAGUUUGAGAACCACUAUAAUCCAUUUUUUCAAAGAUUUAUUAUUUAUUUAUUUUUGUUUAUUUUCGGCCACAUCAGGUCUUUAGUUGUGGCACACAGGCUUCCCUCUAGUUGUGGCACGCGGGUUUUCUCUUCUUUAGUUGUGGUGCAUGGGCUCCAGAGCGUGUGCGCUCUGUAGUCGUGAUGUGCGGGCUCCAGAGCGCGCGGGCUCUGUAAUUUGUGGCACACGGGCUCUCUAGUUGAGGCGUGCGAGCUCAGUAGUUGUUGCGCGUGGGCUUAGUUGCCCCGCAGCAUGUGGGAUCUUAGUUCCCUGACCAUGGAUCGAACCCACGUCCCCUGCACUGUAAGGCAGAUUCUUUACCACUGGACCACCAGGGAAGUCCCUAUAAUGCAUUUUUUAAAAAAUGCUGUUUGCAAGCCUAUUACAUUGAUUUCACAAUCCAUAAUUUGGAAAUCCUAUAUUAGGUGCUCUCCCCUCCAUUGCCCCCCACCCCCCGGGGAGGGGCAGUGCUACUUACCAGGUUCAUGGCCUGUGGAAGAGAAGGAGAAUGGAUUAGAAGAGACACAGAGGAGGGCCAGAUGGGAUGGAGGGACAUGUCAUUUCAUCAUCCUCCUCUCAAUGCCCACCUGGCUCUCAGUUCCUGAGAAGCGCAGGGAAGCUCAGAGGUAGCUGUGGACCCUCCCCCAGCCCCACUGCCACCUAGAGGGAGUGCGUGCCAGCUGGGGGUUCCCUGGAAAGGGUAGGAUGAGGGCAGAGGGGCUGGAGAUACAGAUGGUGGACCAAGCUGGGGCCCCUUGGGUCUGUCCACGUGUACUGCACUUUAGGCGUGGGGACUGGGGCGGGAGGCCCAGUCUGCUGGGCAUUUGUGGGCAGGGAGAAGAAGAUGCAGCCUACAGGGGCCUUGACCUGGGCCAGGGCCAUGAACCCAAGGCUCUGAGAUCCUCAGCCACAGAGCAGCCAGGAUUGAGCAUCCAACAAGGAAUGGCCAUGCCCGCCAGUCCCCACCAGUGUCUCCUCCCUGCCCACCUGGAGUCCCCAUGCAAUUAGCAAGCAGCAGUUAGGAGGAAGGAGAAAAGGAAAAUGGAGAAGAAGAGAGGUGGGCCUAGUGGCCCCCAGGUGGUCUUCCUCUCCCUCGUUGUAGGGCUGGCUGUCCCCUUGGGUUCCUGCUUACUCUCCAGGGGCUCUGACCCUGUGUAGCCUGAAGUGGCAAAUGGGCUUCUUCUGCUGCUUGUCUUUCUGAGACCCCCCUGCUGCCCCCCAUAGCUCCUCAGCCCCUUCCCUGUCCCGGGCUGGGGUCAGAGAGCAGCAUCAGGCCUGGGCAGGGCCAGGCCAAGUGGCAGGGGACCCCAUACCUUCAGCUUGGACUGAAUCUCCCGAGAUUUCCGCCUGGCUAGAACCUGCAAGUGGCUAGAGACCUGUAGAGAGAGAGAGAGAGAGAAAGAGAAAAAGAACAGAAAGAACAGAAGAGGCAAGAACAGAGUUUCAGCCAGAAAAGAGGCACAGUGCGGCCAGAGAGCCAGCCAAGGCAGAGGCCUGAGCCGUGCAGAGAAAGUGGUAGAGGCGCCGUGAGUGAGAGGCCGAGGAAGGGCUGGAGGCCCCAGUCAGGCGCCCAACGUACCUUGAUGCCAACCUGGUACUCCCGCACCUUCUUCCGAGCUAGAACCUGUAUGUGGCUGGACACCUAGGGGCCGCCCCGCGCCCAGCCAGAGAGGAAAACACAGACAGUGAGGAGGCAUAGCACAGGGUAGCCACGGGCAAGGAGCAUCCCAGCCCUCAUCUCUGGGACCAAAUGUAAGAGGGGCAACCGUGGGGCGCCUGUGGGCAGACACACCUUGGCCCUGCCAAUUCUGCCCUCUUUUGGCCCUGUCUUGAUCAAGGGCCUACCGUGGCUUUCAGGAGCACCAUGUACAGUUGUACAGGUUGUUCACUGCAUAAGCGCACCUGGCCCAGUGAGGGCUAAAAUCCAGCCCAAGCUCUGCUGGCCAAGCUAUGUGCCCUGGUGCACGACUGCAUCUAAAGUGGAGGAAGAGAGAGACCCAGGAAUCCAAAAUGGCAUCAGUCAUACCACUGAAGGAAGAGAAGCUCCUGGAUGUCAAAAUAGGGGAGCUGCCAAGCUGGAUACUGACGCAGGAUUUCACCCCUAAAGGCAUUGCUGGAGCAUUUCAAAGAGGUUACUACCAGUAUUACGAUAAGUAUGUCAGUGUGAAGAAAGGGAGCUUCGCUGGGCUUUCUACGGUGCUGGCAGCUUACAUGCUUUUCAACUACUGCUGUUCUUACAAGGAGUUCGAACACGAGUGGCCACGCAAGUACCACUGAAGAGGGCCCGGUGUGAAGGGCACACUCUGCAUUCCUGACCUUUGCCCAGCAGCCCUGAAUCCUUUCAUAUCCUAAUUGAGAAUUAACACCCAAUAAAAGAUGACUGGUAA